Molecule: messenger RNA, 408 nt
Organism: Yamadazyma jaroonii
Lineage: Eukaryota; Fungi; Ascomycota; Pichiomycetes; Serinales; Debaryomycetaceae
Source: the annotation of a GenBank genome assembly
AUGAAGAUUUUUGGUGGUGCUAUUGAAAUUGAUCUUCCAACGGGAGUAAUCGAUGUAUCGCAGUUUCGUCAAGUUCCUGAUAAUCAAGAAGUAUUCUUGAUAGAGAAAUCCACUGCCAAUGAAGAUCAAAAUAUCAUUAUAGAGUUAUUAGAACAACCUGAAGGUGAGAUAAACGAAGUUUUGAAUACUCAUUUAAGUGAUAUUUUCGAUGAUGUGAAGCCUUUUAAGUACGACAGUUUGAAAGAAAACAGUUAUAUGGUCGAAUACGAGAAUUUUCUCAUUGGUUUGAUCAGAUUUGAUAAGUUUGAAACUGAUAUUUUGGUAUCUUUCAAUAAUUCUCAUGAUACACAAGUGUUCAAAUCCAUAGUGGGGAGCUUAAAGAUCUUAGACCCAUCGUUGUUUGGUUAA